GCGGCUCGGCGGCGGGUCUGCGGGCCGGGCGGGCCCCAUGGGCGGGUGUGUGGGCUCCCACCACGACUCCUCAGGCAGCCUCAACGAGAACUCGGACGGCACCGGAGUUGCUCUUGGUCGUAAUCAGCCCUUGAAAAAAGAGAAACCGAAAUGGAAGAGUGACUACCCCAUGACAGACGGACAGUUGCGAAGCAAGAGAGACGAGUUUUGGGACACAGCACCAGCUUUCGAAGGUCGCAAGGAGAUUUGGGAUGCCCUCAAGGCUGCUGCACACGCUUUCGAGAGCAAUGAUCACGAACUGGCACAAGCGAUUAUUGAUGGUGCAAACAUAACACUACCACAUGGUGCUCUUACGGAGUGUUACGAUGAACUGGGCAACCGCUACCAGCUUCCCGUCUACUGCCUCGCCCCACCUAUCAACAUGAUAGAGGAAAAGGGCGACCUGGAGACUCUGGAUAUUCCUGAUCCCCCACCCAAUUCAGGGCACGAAUGCCAGCUUCGUUUGCGCCUGUCCACAGGCAAAGACCUCAAACUCAUGGUCCGCAGCAUGGACACGGUGUACCACAUGAAGAGGCGGCUGCACGCGGUGGAGGGAGUGGAGCCGGGCAGCCAGCGCUGGUUCUUCUCGGGCAGGCCGCUGGCAGACAAAAUGAAACUGGAGGAGCUGAAAAUCCCAAAGGACUACGUGGUGCAAGUCAUCGUGAGCCAGCCCUUAGCAAAUCCCACCCCGGUGGAAAACUGAUUUCUGCUUGUUUAUUGAUUCUUCUUUCCUCCGUCUCUAUCACGGGGUUUGUUUUCACUGCCCUCUCUUCUUUCGGUUUGUCCUGCCUAA
Molecule: messenger RNA, 832 nt
Organism: Colius striatus (speckled mousebird)
Lineage: Eukaryota; Metazoa; Chordata; Aves; Coliiformes; Coliidae
Gene: UBTD2
Product: ubiquitin domain containing 2
Exons: 3
Coding region: 38-742 (234 amino acids)
Molecular function (GO): protein binding
Source: RefSeq, a predicted model, not a curated record